AUGGAAUUCCUCGGCAAUCGUGCUGUUCGAUCUCGCCCUGCCCUGGUGCGAUCGUGGGCUCACACCGGAAAUGCUGCGGCUUUUGAGUUCCUCGCCAAUCCGAAUAAUCUUCACAUUCCGAUCUAUUCCAGGGCAACGACAUUGAAGAAGACUGAAGCGGAAAAGGAGGUGUCAGAUAGUGUGCCGGGAGACGAUCCUGCUAUCUGCCGCGUCAAAGACUGCUUGAGUCAAAUUUACCAACAUUUGGAGCUGAUCAUGGCGCACCAAGCCGAGGCGCAAACACAGCCCGGAAUUUCUCUGCGCCCAAAAUCUGUCUUUAGAGAAACACUCGAAGGCUUUGAUUUCAUGGAUGUAGUCCAUCAUGAAGAAACACGCGCAAGACUCGCCACCCUCAAGAAGGCCGACGGAGGCUGGGUUAAGUUCACAAGAGAGAUUGGCGCUACCAUUCUGUUCGGGGGAGGGUUUGGCGACCUCUUCCAACCGAAGAGUGGUAUAGAAAACGGUAGCUCGUGUCUACUGCAUUCCUCUGUCCCAAAAGGAGAAAACUAUCUUGCCGCCUGCGUCACUGACUUGUUGUCCAUCAUCAAGAACAAUGGUGACAUCAGCCCUCGCUCGCGGCUCUUAAUCAAAUAG
Colletotrichum paranaense is the source of this 633-nucleotide messenger RNA. RefSeq lists its product as uncharacterized. The transcript is spliced from 2 exons. The record is from RefSeq and is a predicted model, not a curated record. NCBI's taxonomy places the organism in Eukaryota, Fungi, Ascomycota, Sordariomycetes, Glomerellales, Glomerellaceae. The coding region runs from base 1 to 633 and encodes 210 amino acids.